AUGACGGAUUAUAAACCUAUCCCUGAGCUAAAAGCAGGACCUGUGGGAAGACGUAGAUGCACAGAUUGUCUUUUCUGUAUUGCUUUUAGUCUAUUUAUAGGCGCCAUGGUGACUGUCGCAGUCAUUGGGUUUGAAAACGGCGAUCCCUACUUGCUAAUUUACCCCCACGACUCUUCAGGCUUUCAAUGUGGCCGAGACGGUCGAGUUACAAGCGACUACAAGUAUUUAUAUUACCCAUCUCCAAUACACGACCCAGACUAUAAAGUUUGUGUUAAACACUGUCCAAAACAAUAUAACCAAAAAAACAUAGAGUGUUAUCCUAACCGGUGGGUAACAGACUGUACAUUCUUACUAAAAUAUAAUGAUACAGAUUUUACCCCAGUUCCUUCAUAUCAAAGCCAGUCCUUCCUUACUCCUCCGUUAGCGACAAAAAAAAUUUUUGCUAGGGGGAUAUUUUUUUUUUGAAAAUUUAUAUAAAUUAUAUAGUAAAUGUUUUUUUCGAAAUUUAAAAAAAUCCCAAUUAUAAAAAUGUAAAGCAAAUAUUUAUUUAAUUUGCAAAAUUUAUAAUUUAAAAUGCAAUUGUUUUAAAAUUAAAUAGAAUUAGCUAGAGAUUUGAUUAUAUUAGUUAUCACUUUAUAUCAAUUUUUUUUUCAUAAACAAUUUUAUAUUAUUGCUAUUUUAUGUUAGCUCUCGGAGGGAGUUUUUGGGCAAAAAAAUAGGGAUUUUCUAAAUAUUUUGUUCGCUCACAGAGGGGGGUGUUAAAAGAUUUUGCAUUCCUGAUGAUGAUGACUUAAAUGAGGCUUUUGAUGAUGUGAUGGAUAUCAUUUAUGACGACAAUUUAAAAGGAUGGGCUACUGAUAUUUAUGAAGCUUGGACAGCUACUCUUAUUGUGCUUGGAGUAUCCAUCGUGGUAUCAAUUAUCUACCUUGGCUUACUAGCUUCUUCCUUCACCAAUAGUAAGCGAAUUGUUUGCUCGCUGAUGAGGUUUAAUUUUUUUUUGGAUUUCUAAUUAUUCUAAUUUGCAAAUAUAUAAGUAGGAUAAUUUGAUUUAAUUUAUGUUUGAAUUCAGACUCUUUAAGCUAAUAGAAUAAAAUAUUUUUUUAAUGCCUGCUCAUAGAAGAGGGUUUAUUUUCCAAAAAAAUGAAAUUUUUCAAAAUUUUUGCCCGCCCACAGAGUGAGGUAAGAUACUGCGUAGGCGUUAUUGUGUGAUGCAUGAUUUUGGCUUGUCUGCUUGCGAUCACUGGCUUUGCAUAUUUUUUGUAUCACACUUCAGAAACAACUUACAGUGGAAAGCAGCACAAAAAAACAAGAGAGGCUAUUAAAAUUGCCUCUUACAUUAUGUUCGGAGCAGUCGCCGUUUUUCUUAUUUUUAUAUUAUUUAUGUACAAAAGAAUUAGACUCGCUAUCGCAAUUAUGAAAUCAGGCGCAAUAUUUUUAAAAGAUGCCUGGAUUAUUCUUUUAGUCCCUGUCUUGGUCUUUGUGUUUAGUGUAGGAUUUUUCUGUUAUUGGAUCCUUUCGCUCGUUUAUAUUUACUCAUCUGGAGGAAUGUAUCAUAAAGAUGAAGAAGGAAAAAUGGCCCAUAUUUCAUGGGAUGAGUCAGAGAGAAAUUCUUUUUAUUUCGAACUUGUCGCGAUUCUGUGGGUUAAUUCUUUUAAGGUUGCGCUUGUCCAAUUCAUAAUUGCGUGCAGCGUUUGUAUUUGGUAUUUUUCAGAAACAAAAGGACAUGUAGGGCUUGGGCCGAUUUGCAGAAGCACUUAUUAUGCUUUUCGUUACCAUUUAGGCUCGCUGGCGUUUGGGUCAUUUUUGCUUGCUCUUAUAAGGUUCGUGAAGUGGUAUUUGGUUUUCUUGCGAAAAUAUGUAUAUAAGCAAGUAUUGGAGGGAAAUAAAUGUGUGAAAUUUUUGUGCGGAUGUGUUGCGUGCUAUGUUAGCUGUUUAGAAAGGUUUAUUAAAUUUAUUAAUAAAAACGCGUAUAUUCAAAUCGCGUUAACUGGAGACAGCUUUUGUGUUAGUGCAAGGCAUGCUUUUAUAUGCAUUCUUGAGAAUGCAGCUAGAUUUGCUGCUUUACUCCCCGCUUUAAAUUGGGACAAAAAAUUCUGUUCUAAUUUAAAUUGGUUUAAUUUUUUUUUUAAAAUCUAUAAAAUUUUUAAAAAAAAAAAAAUAUAAAUUAAAAGCAUUAUUUUGAAUUUUAUUUUAUUUUUAUAAAGAAUUUAUUUAAAAAAUUAAUCGAUUCAGCGUGAGAGCUGUUUAAAUAAUAUUCUACUUGCAAAUUUUUCCAUUAAAUUUAGGUCAAAACUAAUUAAUCAAUAUUUUCCUAUUAUAAAAUUUCCUAAUGGAAAAAAAAAUUUUAUAUGUUAAAAUACCCAAAAAAUGGAUAUUUUACAAAUAUUUUGUUCCAGUUUAAAGAGGGGAGAGCUAGGAAGUUUGGGAGAAGUAUUUUCCUUUUUAGGAAAAGUUCUAAUUACUGCAAUUUCAAGUUUUAUUGGAUACAUGAUCAUUACUCAAGUCGAUUACUAUGAAGAAUAUAUAGAAAACCCUCUUCCUCCAACAAUCAUUUUUAUAAUAGUCAGUUACCUAGUAGCUGGAAUCUUCAUGAGUGUCUACGAAAUGACCUGCGAUACAAUUCUCCAAGCCUUUUUAAUUGACGAAAAACUAAACCCAUACAGCGGAGCCGCCUAUGCUCCAAAGCCUUUACAAGUAUUUAUGACUGACCAUAGAAAAGGUGACUCUUAA
Messenger RNA from Blepharisma stoltei, 2730 nucleotides. The record is from the annotation of a GenBank genome assembly. Lineage: Eukaryota; Ciliophora; Heterotrichea; Heterotrichida; Blepharismidae.